Molecule: messenger RNA, 1339 nt
Organism: Glycine soja
Lineage: Eukaryota; Viridiplantae; Streptophyta; Magnoliopsida; Fabales; Fabaceae
Product: myb family transcription factor PHL11-like
Exons: 6
Coding region: 451-1263 (270 amino acids)
Molecular function (GO): DNA binding; DNA-binding transcription factor activity
Source: RefSeq, a predicted model, not a curated record
UUAGUGUUGCUUCUUACGCCAUUGAGCCAUUUCCCUUUUUUCAGCAGCACUAGUCCUGUGUUUGUGUCUAGCCAAUGAUGUUGUGUUCUGUUUUCCUCUGACUUGUAUGGUUUAGUUCCAAAAGGUUAUGAUUGCUAGCAAUCAGAAUCAGAGCUUGUUUUUCUCUGUGUUGUGGAAUUAAAGAUUCUUCCAUUAGCAAAAACACCGUGACUAGUUGCCGAGGGUAUAUGGUAUAUCUUCUUGUGGACUACAAGGAUCCCUUCUUCUUUUUUCCUUUCUUCUUUUCCGCUUUUGGGAUAGAAUGAAGGCGCGGUUUGGCAGAGAGGUAUAAAGCAAAAGCUGCAAGUGGGAAUUGUUCGAAUUUUCUUUUUGGAUGUUGAAAAGAAAACAAGGGUAGUUGAAGGUGAAGAAGAAGAAGAAGAAGAAGAAGUGUAGUGUGUGAAGUGAGUGAUGGAGGGUGGUGGAAGAGAAGGUUAUAAUGGAGUCAUCAUGACGAUGACACGAGACCCGAAGCCGAGGCUACGGUGGACGGCAGAUCUCCAUGACCGGUUUGUGGAUGCAGUCACAAAGCUUGGUGGCCCCGAUAAGGCGACUCCCAAGUCUGUUCUGAGGUUAAUGGGCUUGAAAGGGCUGACACUAUAUCAUUUGAAGAGCCAUUUACAGAAGUAUAGACUUGGACAGCAGGCUCAAAAACAAAAUGAGGAAGUGCACAAAGAGAAUAGUAGAUGUUCGUAUGUAAAUUUUAGUAAUCGUUCUUUGGCACCAAACACCAGUUACAGAGGUGACGAUGAAGGGGGAGAAAUCCCAAUAGCAGAAGCAUUGAGGUGUCAGAUUGAAGUUCAAAAGAGAUUGGAAGAGCAGCUAAAGGUACAGAAGAAAUUGCAGAUGAGAAUAGAGGCACAAGGGAAGUAUUUGCAAUCGGUGUUAGAGAAAGCCCAGAGGAGCCUUUCCCUGGAUGGACCAGGCAGUCUUGAAGCAUCCAGAGCUGAGUUGACUGAAUUCAACUCUGCUUUGUCAAAUUUCAUGGAAAAUAUGAAUAAAGAUAGCAAACAAAACAUAAUAGAAGUGAAUAAUUUUUAUAGUAAGAGCCAUGGCUCAGCUUUCUAUAAUCAGGAAGUAGGAAGAGAACAAAAUAGGGACCAAAAGCCAAAGGUUGAAGGGGGUUCUAUACAAUUUGACUUAAACAUCAAAGGUAGCAAUGACCUUGUAUCUGCAGGUGGGGCUGAAAUGGAUGCCAAUAUGGUUUCAUCAUAUAGGGUAUAAAUUUUUUGACUUGUCAUAUGUUUGACCAUUGGAUUGAAUAAUGAUAUAUAACCCCUUCCCUAGUUAUUCUCAAUAA